UUUUUAUUGUGCUUUAACAGAAUUCAACUUGCUGUAAGUUGCUGCAUCAGCGACAGUCUUGAACUUCACCACUUUUAAUUUUUCCAUGAGCACUUAUACCUCCAAGUAUUUGCUGUGUGGGAUCCUUUUAAAGCUUUGAGGUCCGUGAACUUUCGCUACGGUACUGGACAGCAGCGCAGCGGUACACGCCAUGUAUGCAUCAACGCCCGUGACUCCAACCGCAUCCAGGCCACUACAGCAGCGCAUAAUCGGCCGUCUCACUUUGGCGCUGCACUGCACGGUCGCAUGUGUGGCCUUAAGUAUUGCCUUCGUGUUGUUUGACAACACACUGUUCGCUUGGCACCCGGCCUUCAUGAGCAUUGGCUACAUUGUAUUCAUGACCGAGGGUCUCAUCGCAGCUAUCCACUUUAGGCAAAUCGAUGGACCAGAGCGCGUCAAAGCAAUCUGGAGCCAUGCGCUGCUCCAAUUACGAGCUGUUAUUUGCGUCAUCAUAGGUUUCGGCGUCAUCUACAGAAGAAAGAUUAUCCUUGGCAAGCCACAUUUCGUGUCGCUGCACGCGAAGUUCGGGCUUGCUACGCUCAUCCUCAGCAUACUCAUGCCGCUGUGGGGCCUGUUGGGGCUCCUGACGUGGCUGCUGGCUUUGGUUACCAUUGAAUUGGCAUUACCACACCCGGCUGUGAACAAGGGCUGGCUUACCUUAGCGUGGCAGAUAGGGGUCGGGCUUAUUGCUGUUCUUCUCGGCUUGCUGUCCUUUAAGACGGUUGUGGGAGCUAAGCAGCUGGGCGGCCCAGAGGACGCCCUAUGCAAAACAGUUUAG
This is a messenger RNA of Volvox carteri f. nagariensis, 817 nucleotides long. RefSeq lists its product as uncharacterized. Bases 191 to 817 code for a protein of 208 amino acids. Gene Ontology annotation, molecular function: transmembrane monodehydroascorbate reductase activity. The transcript is spliced from 5 exons. Lineage: Eukaryota; Viridiplantae; Chlorophyta; Chlorophyceae; Chlamydomonadales; Volvocaceae. The record is from RefSeq and is a predicted model, not a curated record.